UAUGUUGGUUGAUUUCUUUCGGCAGUAUUGUGACAGAUCUUAUGAGGUUUAAGCCUUUUUGAAAGUAAUCGAGGAAAAAUUAUAAAUUUUAAAAUGAAGUCCCUACUGUGGUUACUUAUUUCGUUAAGUGUGGUUUAUGGAAACAAAGAUGACAGUCGAAUGCGACACAACAACCCCAUCCACUUGGAUUGUUUUGAUGUAUUUAUUCCACUCAUAAAUCGCAUGGCAAAUGAAGCUAAAGAUACUUCUGAAGCUUGUGUCGCUACUGCCGAAGGCCAAAAAGAUAAUGAAAUUGUUGCAAUAAAUCGCACUCGUUCGGAUUUAUUUUCAGAAGUUAAAAGAAUUAAAGAUACACUAACAAGUUGUUCAACACAAAAUGAUCAUUUUGGAUAUUUUGAGUGUCUUAAAGGAAUUGUUGAAAUUGAUAGAAAAGUUGUCGGUGAUAUAACUUCGAAAUCAUCAAAAUAUUCAAAUAAACUUAAAGAAAUCGAUGAACAACAAAUCAAAUGUUUCCGAAAUUCUGUUUCGAAAAUUAAAGAGAAAAGUUCAAAUGCUAUUCAUAGUUUGCAAUAUUGCCUAACAUCAGGAGAAUCAGCAAGGUCUGCAGAUAGUCCUAGCCAUCAAGGAAGAGAAUCUAUACAAACUACACCAAUGCCAUAUAAUUAUAAUCAUAAUUAUAACCAAGACGAUCCUAGAAAACAAUUUUUUCAAUUGACUAAAAUUUAA
This is a messenger RNA of Episyrphus balteatus (marmalade hoverfly), 726 nucleotides long. RefSeq lists its product as uncharacterized. Bases 94 to 726 code for a protein of 210 amino acids. The record is from RefSeq and is a predicted model, not a curated record. The transcript has 3 exons. NCBI's taxonomy places the organism in Eukaryota, Metazoa, Arthropoda, Insecta, Diptera, Syrphidae.